GAUCAGUGUGUGUGUGAGGAGUCAGAGAGGUGAGACCCGGACCCGGACCCCCCUCUCUAAAAACUAAGGUAAAGAUGGAGGUCACCGCGGAGGCCAAGAGGAUCAUGGUCGUGGCUCUGGGGAAACUAUACAGCUCACGGUCCCAGCGUGGAGGUCUCCGUCUGCACCGGAGCCUCCUCCUCACCAUGGUCAUGAAGUCCGCGCGGGACAUCUACCACGCGGCUCAGGCCACGGAGGACUGCGGGGUCCCGGGCUCUGAUCAGCGACCCCCAACGCAGGAGGAGUCCUCGGAACCCGGACUUCAGGCUCCCCUCCCCCAGGAGGACGCUGUAGGCCCCCUCACGGAGCUGCACCACGGCGCCCACAGGCGCUCCGGUGCAGAAAACAAGGAGAACCUGUCUCCGAGAGUCCGGACCCAGUCCAGGAAGAGACGGGGAAAAACGGCAGCAGAACCGGACUUCCUGCCCUGCAAGAAAGCCAGACUCGAACAGGGACUCUCCGGUCCAGCCUUGGUCCUAAGUUCGGUUCUGGUGGACUAUGUGAACUGCAGCAGUGGACUGGCUGUUCCACCAACCCCCCUCCCCCUGCACAGAGUGGUGGCUGUGUGUUGAACCCUCUGCAGGUCAGGGGGGCAAAACUUCUCCACUUUGGAGUCUGGAUCGGUCCGUCCCGGGUCGUCUGGACUCUGUUGGUUCUGGAGCAUGGGUCUGGAAGGAUCCUGGUCCUUGUUCUGAGGUGCUCUCAGAGACUUUUGGUCCAGUUUUUAAGGACAAGGACUGACUGCAGCUGGUCAGAGAGGGACCUGAAGGACUUGGAGGACCUGAACCUCCUCAUGGACCUGGUUCUCGUGCUCUGAACCGGACCGGACUUUGGUUCGGGUGUUGGAUCUGUGUGACUGAAAUUCAGCUGUAAACUUUGAUGAAUACGACUACCUCAGUAUUUAUUAAACAUGAUUUUUACUGAAACUACA
This is a messenger RNA of Xyrichtys novacula (pearly razorfish), 970 nucleotides long. NCBI's taxonomy places the organism in Eukaryota, Metazoa, Chordata, Actinopteri, Labriformes, Labridae. The record is from the annotation of a GenBank genome assembly.